AUGGAGCCCUUUCGCGUGCGCCUCAACUGUAUCGACCACUACCAGGCGAUCGCGUCGGAGCUAGACCCUCCACUGCCUAUUCGAGAUGAGUUCUUUGAAAAAGAUUCAAGGCCAAGAGUGCCUGUCAUUCGAAUCUUUGGGGCAACUGAAACAGGCCAACGGGUCUGUGUUCAUGUUCAUGGUGCAUUUCCUUACCUCUACAUCGAAUACAAUGGGUCUUUGGCUCCUGAAGCGGUGAGCUCAGCUAUCCGUACCCUCCAUCUUUCGAUCGAUCACGCCCUGGCUGUCAGCUUUCGCCGGAACGCCUACGAUAGGAAGAUCGCGUUCGUUGCACAUAUCACACUUGUCAAAGGAGUGCCCUUCUAUGGUUAUCAUGUUGGCUACCGGUUCUUCUUCAAAAUAUAUCUCCUCAACCCUAUAUACAGCCCUCGCCUAGCCGAUCUUCUGCACCAGGGAGCUGUCCUGAAACGUCCACUGCAGCCGUACGAAAGCCAUCUCCAAUAUAUUCCUCAAUGGAUGUGCGACUAUAACUUGUGUGGAUGUGAAUACAUGGACUGUGAAAAGGUUAAAUUUAGACCAACAGUCCCGGAAUAUUUGGAAUUGAACAAUCUGAAUCAUCGUUGGCAUGAUCGAACGAUUCACCCCCAGGACAUACUUGAUGACCCAGCCCUUCAGAAACAAAGUCAUUGCGCGCUGGAAGUGGACGUUUGCGUACAUGACAUCUUAAAUCGGGCUCAAGUGAAAGAACGCCCGCUCCAUCAUGAUUUCACCGAAAUGCUUAGACCAGUCGCUAUCGACGAGAGAUUAGUCCCGAGUGUUGCGGGAUUGUGGCAAGACGAGACACGAAGACGCAAGAAGAGAAUGGGAAUUAUCGAUCCUGGAAGUACACCAUUUGGCCCAGAUGAGCUGGUUUCCAUGUCUGCCAACUCAAGAGAUCAAUCAAGGGGUGGCUGGGUCCACGAAGACGAGUUUCACGAGAUGGCCAAACAGAUCGCUGCAGCCGAAGAAGAAGAUGCCGAUGAAAAAGACACAUCGUUUGAGACAUUCUUGGACGCAAAUCAAUACGAAAAACAUGUGAAGACAGCCCUGAGCAGCGUUGAAGACUUCUACCCGAGCACAAUCGACAGUUUUACUGCUGAUGAACAAGCACCUGAAGAAGAAACGAAGAUUUCCGUGGACGAAAAUGUCGCUCUAUCUUCGCAACCCGAGGAGAGCUUCCUCUCGUAUUUGGACCACCCGCAUGAUGUAUUGGGGGAGUCAGUCGGCGAGGAAACUCUGACAACCACCAACAAGGCAUCUGAUGAAAGCUUCUAUGACGGCGUCUUUGACGAAUUUUCCUCUGAGAUACCGAUCCAAGAACCUGAACAAAUGGCAAAUUCAAAUACAACAAUGAAAGACAUGUCGGCGAGUGCACUAGAGGAACCGAAUUUUGACAUCGCAGGAGAAUUUGGGGAAAGAAAUUCCUCGCUCAAGCGCCCUCACGAUGACAUGUCUCCUCCCAGUCGCGUACCAGUCAAGAAACCAAGAUUCUUUGUCCAAGAGGACCAUGACUCCUACAAAGCCCUGGAAACCCAAUGCAAAGUCAUCGAUGGCAUGCAGAAAAAUGAGGAUCUGCUUGGAAGCACUUUGGCCUUGCAAGCACCUCCGUCCUCAGAGCCUAUAUCAUCCUCCUCGCAGAAGACUCUUCGUCCAAGGUCCCACCUGCCUGAUAGUAGGCUGAAUUUUCCAGUGGUGAAAGACCCCAACGAUCCCUUGACGAUCCUACGAUUUAGCCAAGGUGACUCCCAAUCCUCGAAGAAGGAUAUCGAGUCUUCCCAGCCCCUGCCAAGUUCAUUCCCCUCCGGGUCUACCACGAGCGACUCGGGUAACGCUAGCACGAUCGACGGCUCAUCAAUCUUACCGUCUUCGACGGUCAUGGGGAGUGUCGUGCUCGAUCCGCACGUCGCUGACGUUAAAGACAAGCUCCAUGCUUCAUUUCGUUUCUCGACGGAAACGACAUUAUCCAUCUUCAAGUUUCCUAGUCCUGGCACAAACGAGGUGGCCAGUACCCUUGAUCAAUAUGGUCGACCUUCUGUUAUUUACCAGAAAGCAUACUACAGUGACGAAGCAGAUGUACCUGAAAGACCCCGGGAAUAUGCCGGGAAGGAGUUUCGACUUGAAAGUGACUCUAUACACUUCCUUCCCGCAUUCGAUCCUUCCGGAGAAACUCCCGCGGUAUUUGGAGAGCAAGCCCCAGUAUUGCUUGACCGGGAGCACCAAGAAGAAUUCGACCAGAAGUUGCGACAGUCUUCCACAGCUAGAGUAUGGGAGUUUGCACCAGUACCUCCAAGCCGGUCCGAAGUGGUUGAAUGGUUUGAAAAUACCCUGGCCGAAUCCUCUUCAAAGUCUACAAAAAAGGAAUCAAGUGAGCUCAAGAUUGAGACCAAGCUCGAGGCCCUAUCACAGAUCGAAGGCCCCACACAGAAAACUAGCGGAAUCAAAAGUUCUCAGAAAAGCAAGACAAGCGUGGAGCAUCAAGCACAGUACAUGAGUAUAAUGAGCCUAGAAGUUCACGUCAACACUCGUGGAACUCUCUCGGCAAAUCCCGAAGAGGACGAGAUAUCCUGUAUCUUCUGGUGCAUUCAGUCUGAAGAUGAUGAUAUCGAGGUCAACAGUCAUCUUCCUGGCGUCCACGUCGGGAUGAUCUAUCAAGGCGAGGGUGAAAGGCCCGAAGCAAAGAUCUCGAAAGCAUUAAGAACCGAGCUUGACCAUGAGCCAACGGAACUCGACAUGAUCAACAGAUUGGUGGAUAUUGUGCGUUAUCUUGACCCAGAUAUCAUGACUGGGUACGAAGUCCACAAUGGCUCCUGGGGCUAUGUGAUUGAACGAGCCCGCAAGAAGUAUGAUUUCGAUAUCUGUUCAGAGCUUUCUCGGGUCAAAUCGCAGCCCAAUGUGAAAUUCGGGAAAGAGGAUGACCGCUGGGGGUUUGAGCAUGCUUCCUCUAUUCGAAUGACUGGUCGACACAUGAUUAAUAUCUGGCGUGCCAUGAGAGGCGAGAUGAACUUGCUGCAGUAUAGCAUGGAGAAUGUUGUAUUUCAUCUGCUGCAUCGUCGAAUUCCUCACUUCUCCCACCGGGACCUCACUCAAUGGUACCAGAGUGGACAGCCUCGCAAUCUUCUUCGGGUCGUGGAGUAUUUCACAUCCCGCGUGCAGCUGAAUUUGGAGAUCCUGGAAGUCAAUGAAUUGAUUCCGCGACUCAGCGAGCAAGCAAGACUGCUGGGUAUUGACUUCUAUUCGGUUUUCUCACGCGGAUCCCAGUUCAAAGUUGAAUCGUUGAUGUUUCGCAUUGCAAAGCCAGAGAACUUCUUGCUGGUGUCUCCUAGCAAGAAGCAGGUUGGCCAGCAAAAUGCGCUUGAGUGUCUACCGCUAGUCAUGGAGCCUCAGAGCGACUUUUACACCAGUCCCCUUUUGGUCCUGGAUUUCCAGUCUCUCUACCCAAGCAUCAUGAUUGCCUACAAUUACUGCUACUCCACUUUUCUUGGAAGGGCAGCCAAUUGGCGUGGCAGGGACAAGAUGGGAUUUCUGGAUUACAAGCGACAACCGCGCUUGCUUGAGUUGCUGAAAGACAAGAUCAACAUCGCUCCAAAUGGAAUGAUGUAUGCCAAGCAGGAGGUUCGAAAAUCACUCCUAGCUAAGAUGCUCACGGAAAUCUUGGAAACCCGUGUAAUGGUCAAGUCGGGAAUGAAAGCCGACAAAGAUGACAAGGUCUUGCAACGUCUGCUGAACAAUCGGCAGCUGGCUCUAAAGCUGAUUGCAAAUGUCACGUAUGGAUACACCUCUGCCUCCUACUCAGGCCGGAUGCCCUGCUCUGAAAUUGCAGACAGCAUUGUACAGUCUGGACGAGAAACGCUUGAAAAGGCAAUUGCCUACAUCCACUCAGUCGAGAGAUGGGGCGCUGAGGUGGUUUACGGCGAUACAGACAGCUUGUUCGUCUACCUGAAAGGUCGAAGCCGAGAUCAGGCCUUUGACAUCGGGGGAGAGAUCGCACAGGCAGUCACCGAAAUGAAUCCUCGCCCGGUUAAACUCAAAUUCGAAAAGGUGUACCACCCCUGCGUGCUCUUGGCCAAGAAACGAUACGUUGGCUUCAAAUAUGAACACCGCGCGCAAACCGAGCCUGACUUCGACGCCAAGGGCAUCGAAACCGUCCGCCGAGAUGGCACGCCCGCCGAACAAAAGAUUGAAGAGAAGGCCCUGAAACUUCUCUUCCGCACCGCUGAUCUCACCCAAGUGAAGUCUUAUUUCCAGCGUCAGUGCAGUAAGAUCAUGCAAGGCCGUGUGUCUAUCCAGGAUUUCUGCUUCGCACGUGAAGUCAGGUUGGGCACAUACAGUGAACGAGGAACAUUGCCUGCCGGCGCAAUGAUAAGCACCAAGCGCAUGCUCGAGGAUCCCCGUCUAGAACCGCAGUAUGGUGAGCGUGUACCUUACGUUGUCGUCACUGGCGCCCCUGGAUCAAGACUCAUCGAUCGGUGUGUCGCACCUGAGACGCUUCUGCAUGAUGCACAGCUCGACCUAGACGCGGAGUAUUACAUAACCAAGAACCUUAUUCCGCCUCUAGAACGAAUCUUCAACCUCGUGGGUGCGAAUGUGCGACAAUGGUACGACGAGAUGCCCAAGAUUCAGCGUAUCCGGCGCGUCAAUACAAGUUCUUCUGCCGGAUCACGACCAGACAUGCAAAUUGGCCCAAUGAAGAAGACACUGGAGUCAUACAUGCGCUCUUCAUCAUGUAUCAUUUGCCGGGAGAAGCUAUCUAACGCUGCGGUCCCGCUAUGCACGGAGUGCCUCUCCCGUCCACAUAUAUCCCUUUUGGAUGUUGUUUCGAGACUCCAGCGUGCCGAGAAACGAGUUGUGGAUACUAAGGCCGUGUGUCGGUCUUGUACGGGCAUUUCUGGUGGUGAUCCCAUCGCCUGUGAUAGCAUGGAUUGUCCGGUUUUCUAUUCCCGCACACGAGAUGCGGCGCAUUUGCGUCAUUCGAGGGAUGUUUUGGGGCCUGUGGUAGAUCUAUUGGAAAAGAAAGGGGAUGAGGGGUUGGAUUGGUGA
Molecule: messenger RNA, 5076 nt
Organism: Penicillium argentinense
Lineage: Eukaryota; Fungi; Ascomycota; Eurotiomycetes; Eurotiales; Aspergillaceae
Product: DNA-directed DNA polymerase zeta catalytic subunit REV3
Exons: 2
Coding region: 1-5076 (1691 amino acids)
Biological process (GO): error-prone translesion synthesis; double-strand break repair via homologous recombination
Cellular component (GO): zeta DNA polymerase complex; nucleus
Molecular function (GO): DNA binding; DNA-directed DNA polymerase activity; nucleotide binding
Source: RefSeq, a predicted model, not a curated record